AUGGCCUCCAGCACAAGACUUCUCCGCAGCAUAUCGGACCAUGGCCGGCUUCCUGAUGCCGUUCAGCAGGCCAGGGAAAGGCUCCUUCAUAGGCUCAACAGCGUGGACCUGUCAGGAAGAAGGCAAAAGACAUGGCCCUCGGAAUCAUUCUGGGCUGGACUAACUCGCCCCGCUGACGCCGGUGUGUCCACCUCUUCGGACAGCAUCCUGGGCAGUCUAACCAAGUGCUUCCAGCCCGGUGAACCCGUCGCAGCCAGCAAGGUUGAAGAAGGCACGGUGGAGCCUGUCGUCGUCCCUGUCAUCACUAACGCAGAUGAGUGUGUGCUGAUCACAGUGUUCCCCAAACCGGUCUCUGAGCUGCAGGAAUCAGCAGCCUGCAAGGAAGCAGAAGGCGGUCAAGCCGCGGAAGCUUCUUCUCCAGCUGAGUGCUCCAUAUGCCUGGAGAGGUGCGGUGACUCAGGUGACGGGCUCAUCCAGCUGCGCUGCAGGCACAUCUUCCACUCGGCCUGCCUGGAGCGGUGGCUGCGGUCCCGCGCCGACUGCCCCUACUGCCGCGCCACCGUGCGAGUUUGCUCCUAA
Molecule: messenger RNA, 579 nt
Organism: Miscanthus lutarioriparius
Lineage: Eukaryota; Viridiplantae; Streptophyta; Magnoliopsida; Poales; Poaceae
Source: the annotation of a GenBank genome assembly